Messenger RNA from Acaromyces ingoldii, 1805 nucleotides. RefSeq lists its product as hypothetical. The transcript has a single exon. Lineage: Eukaryota; Fungi; Basidiomycota; Exobasidiomycetes; Exobasidiales; Cryptobasidiaceae. The coding region runs from base 163 to 1590 and encodes 475 amino acids. The record is from RefSeq and is a predicted model, not a curated record.
CGUUUAGCGCGUCGAAGGGGGCCCCUUCCACUCCCGAUGCUGGCCUCGAGGAACGCUGCGGACCAUGUGUGAAGCGAAGCAAAGGAAAGGAGAGUGGCGCUCCCUUUGUCUCUCUUUACCAACCACGACUUCUCCCACCCCUCCCGUUACGACUUUGACCUGAUGACGAAGCUCUCUUGUGCGCUGCUGGUUGGCGCAUUUUUCUCUCUUUCGUUCCUCGUCGGCCAUGUUCACUCCUUUUUCAUCUUGAGUCACCACGGCUCCCUCCUUAAUGCAAGGCUGGAUCCUAUCGUGUCACCUGGUAAGGUCUCUGGCCAUCUUCAUUCCUUCGUUGGCUCGUCUUCCAUCUCGUCGGAUGAAGACUACGACUCCGUUCGGGGGGACGACGCUUGCACUACUUCGGGCGUCGGUGCCGACCUGUCGAGCUACUGGACUCCAACACUAUUCCAAUACUCGCAGGCCGACGACAGUUUCACGGCUAUGAACUUAUCUUUUGUCAACACGUACUACCUUAAUAGAGGUGGAUCAGCCUCCGAUUCCAGCAACAGCACUUCCAGUAGCAGCAAUAGCACCUCUACUGGCAGCAAGAGUACCUCCGAUAGCAGCAAGAGUACCUCCGGCAGCAGCAAUAGUAACAACGAAAGUAGCAACAGCACUAAGAGGGACUCGUCCUCCACGGGCAAGAUUGUCGCCUUCCCAAAGGGCUUCAGAAUGCUUGCUGGUGACGCCAUGGCACGUCAACCGGCCAAUACAACGCAGCUGCGAAAUGCAAUUUCCUUUGUUUGCCUCAACUACGACGGUCAGUCGCCUCAGACGAGCACGAUCCCUACUGGUCCCUGCCCCGACGGUCUGCGUGCUCAAAUUACCUUCCCUUCUUGUUGGGAUGGCAAGAACCUCGACUCUGAAGACCACAAGAGCCACGUCGCCUACCCCGAAGGCGAUAACGCCGACAGUGGAGACUGCCCUUCUUCUCACCCGCACCGUUUCAUGACGCUCUUCUAUGAGUUCGUCUGGUCGACAGGGAAGACAGCCACCAACCCAGACGAGUCCAAAUGGGUUUUUGCCAACGGCGAUAUGCAGGGCGUGUCGUUCCACGGCGAUUUUCUCAACGGCUGGGACGUGGACGUGCUACAAGAAGCCAUCGACUCUUGUACCGGCUCACUUUUCAACAAUCUCGAGCAGUGUGCCCCCUUGGCUAAGUCUUUGGACCGUGAUGCGGCUUCUAAGUGCGCCAUUAAGCAGAGGAGUAGCAUUAAAGGCAUCAGCCCCGAGACGGUGUCAGGUCCCCUGAAAAGCCUGCCUGGAUGCAACACGAUCUUUAACGGCAAGCUCAAGGGCCAGGGUGGUUGCAGCGGAGGGGAUGAGGACACUGGGUCGUCAUCAUCUUCAUCGUCGUCAUCGACGUCUUCGUCUUCUUCUCCAGCAUCAACGUCGACGUCAAAGCACAGGAGCUCUGCAAAGGCAGCGGCAGUCCGCAAGUCGUCGACCUCAACUUCACCGUCACUGAAGACCAAAGGCCACGGCUUGCAGAAGAAAUGUCAACACUACAAAAAUCACCAGAAGAGGCGUCUGGACACGCUUGAGUCCUAACUCAGGACGUCAGCUUACUCGAAAUUUCUUUCGAGGGGGUUGCUGGUCCACCCCGAAGAAGUUCGCCGUCUUGUAAUUUGCUUCCCUAGAGGAAGCGAGACUUCCACCUUCGCAUUGCAUUGAUUGCAAUUUCCGGUCAUAUAAGCUUCCCUGGAGGAAGUUAGAUGCCUCUUUGAUCUGCAUUAGUUACAAUAGAUCAAUUUGCAUAUCCGUCA